Malus domestica (apple) is the source of this 649-nucleotide messenger RNA. Its product is annotated as protein DELETION OF SUV3 SUPPRESSOR 1(I)-like. Gene Ontology annotation, cellular component: proteasome regulatory particle, lid subcomplex; proteasome complex. The record is from RefSeq and is a predicted model, not a curated record. Gene Ontology annotation, biological process: double-strand break repair via homologous recombination; proteasome assembly; mRNA export from nucleus. Lineage: Eukaryota; Viridiplantae; Streptophyta; Magnoliopsida; Rosales; Rosaceae.
UAAGAAUGUAAUCUCACUUGGGCUUUUACCUCUUUGACCGUUGACGCUUGUAGAAAACCCAGAAGUUUCCCACCUGAAAUCCCUAAUUCCUAAUUUCUCAGCUUCUCCAAUCUCUCUCUGUGUGUGCGCUUUGAGGAUCGAUAUGGCGGCGGAGCCCCAGGCGGUGACGGAGGUCGCGAAGAUGGAUCUAUUCGAAGACGACGACGAGUUCGAAGAGUUUGAUAUCAACGAAGAAUGGGAGGACAAAGAGGAAGGCAAGGAAGUGACACAGCAGUGGGAAGACGACUGGGAUGAUGAUGAUGUUAACGAUGACUUCUCUCUGCAGCUGAGGAGGGAACUUGAGAACAAUACUGAGAAGAGCUCAGCUUAGUCUGCAGACUACGUCGGUAGUUUUCUUUGUUUUGUGAACUUGAGAUGGGUUUUCUUGUUAUCUUUCGUUUCAAAACACUAGCUUUUACCUUUCCAAUGAACUUUUUUUUUAUAAAGCCUCAAGAUUUAGUGGUUUGAGCUGAGUUUUAGUUUUGCUUCGAAUCACAAAGGUUAAGCUUGUAUCUGUGAAUGUGAAAUCUUGAGAGCACAUUACAUUGUGUGUUUUCCUAGAGGUACGCGUAAAUAUCCGAAUUUUGUAAGCUAACAUGUUAGUAGAUGA